GGAAUGAUCAACAUGCGUGUAAUCCUCGUGGCUUUUGCAGUGGCUCUGCUGGGAGUGGUUGAUGCCACUUCGCUGUCCAGGACCUAUUUGCCACCACAAGUGCAGGUGGUGCGACCCCAGGUGAUCUCCAUUCCGAGGGUUCAGGUUCAACCGCAGAUCAUCCAGCGCCAGGUGAUUCAACCACAGAACACCUAUCUGCCACCCGCCCCCAGGUUGGUGAUCCCCCAAGUUAUACCCUCCUACCGCCCUGCUGCACAAGUGAUCCCCGUGGCUGCUCCUCGCAACACCUACCUGCCACCUGCCCAAGUGAUUUCCCGUCCUGCUCCCCAGUUGGUGUCCAUUGCUCGUCCUGUUCCACAGGUGAUCGCGGUGGCUGCCCCACGCAACACCUACCUGCCACCCCAGGUGAUUGCUCCCCGCAACACCUAUCUGCCUCCCCAGGUGAUCGCUCCCCGCAACACCUAUCUGCCACCCCAGUAAGAUGCAUCAUCAUCACCUGUCGAAACAACACCACUGAGCAACAACCACCAACUUAACUGGUUUGUGGUUUAACCCACGACGCCAACUAUAUUCUAAUGCUAAUUCCACAGCUCAGCAAAGAAAUGCAAAAAUACACUUAAUAGGUUUAUAUUUGCAUGUCUGACUGGAUCCGAUUUGCAUAUUCCCGAAUUAGCGCAAAAAGACAA
This is a messenger RNA of Drosophila suzukii, 686 nucleotides long. RefSeq lists its product as uncharacterized. The record is from RefSeq and is a predicted model, not a curated record. Lineage: Eukaryota; Metazoa; Arthropoda; Insecta; Diptera; Drosophilidae.